Molecule: messenger RNA, 1481 nt
Organism: Zea mays
Lineage: Eukaryota; Viridiplantae; Streptophyta; Magnoliopsida; Poales; Poaceae
Product: myosin-like protein
Exons: 4
Coding region: 133-1089 (318 amino acids)
Source: RefSeq, marked validated
AAAAAACAGAGCAGCAUCGACGGUUUACUGCCCGUCCUCAACUCGUGUUCCUUCUUUCCCCUUUCCCCUCUCGCCUCUGCUGCCCUCGCCGAGUCCACCCAAUCCCCCGCGCGGCGACGCUAGUCGCCUCCGAUGGCAGCCCGGCGCGGGCCCCACGUCAUCAAGCUUCACGAUCCCAACCCGCCCCUCCUCGGACGGGCGCCGGGGGCCGCGCCGGCCGCCGUCCCCGCGUCCUCGCGCGAUGAGGGCCUCCUCGCGCAGCACCUGCGCGCCUCCGCGGCGCACCCGGCCUUCGCCCUCAUCGAGGAGCGCCUCGCCGCCCGGGACCAGGAUAUCCAGGAGCUCCUCGUCGACAACCAGCGGUUCGCUGCCACCCACGUCGCACUCCAGCAGCAGCUCAUAGCGGCGCAACACGAGCUCCGGGCGGUCUCCGUCGCCGCCACCAGGGCGCGCGCCGAGCGGGAGGGCGAGGUGCGCUCCCUGGCCGACCAGGCGGCGCAUAUGGAGGCUGAGGCGCGGGCCAUCGCCGCUGCGCGCGCGGAGAUCGACCAGGUCCACGCCGACGUCCAGGUGCUCGCCGCGGCGCGCACCGACCUCGUCAACAGGCUCCAGGUCCUACGGGAGAAGCUCGCGCACAAGAAGGCUGAGGCGAGUAAGACCGAUUCCGUCCGUCCCCAGAUUGAAACCAUGCGCCGGGAGAUCCAGAACGGCAGAGCUGCGGUUGAUUUUGAAAAGAAGGCACACUCUGAUAACCUCGAACAAAGUAAAGCAAUGGAGAAAAAUAUGAUUGCUGUGGCUAGUGAGAUUGAGAGGCUUCGAGGAGAGCUUGCAAAUGCUGAAAAAGGGGCCACUGCUGUCAACCCAGCAGCAGCUGUUGGUAACUCUGGGUAUGCUGCGCCUUAUGGCAAUUCUGCGUCAACAUAUACUGGAAUGUAUGGCAAUCCUGAUGCAACGUAUACCGCGCAGGCUUAUCCUGACGCUUAUAGCACUAAUCAGGGUCACAUGCACACCGUCGCCAAUCCGCAUUACAUGAGUCAACCUGUUCCCUAUGGACAAUACGAGAGCCAGCACACCAAUGUUCAAAGAUGACUGGCUGCAAGAGAUAGCUUUGACUCGCCUGCCAUCUCAUUGUAACAGGAUAGUCGCAGAAUCCACCAUGUUACAUUGAAAGUGCUGAAGUCCUCAUGUUCAUGAUUUUUUUUUUAUUUAUUUGGCUAAUUUGUUCCAGAAUCGAUGGGUUGAAUUUUGGAGCAAAAACCUCUCGCGCCUCUCCAUUUACUACCCUGAUGAUUCCUCAGUUAGUGAUGGUGUUAUUCAGGGACGAUGAUGCCUCUAGCCUUUUACGAAUGCGACCGUCCAUGCUCGCCGAGAUCAAGCUUAGGGCAUAUUUGGGAGUAAAGUAUUUUUAUAGUUUCUUGAUAAUGCUAUGUUUUUAAUAAUAUUUUAGUAUUUUAUAUCAUAAGAUGUUUGGUUGUGUUUCU